AGCUUCGCGAGGACCGACGCGGGUCAGUCAGACGGCGGCAGCCUUGGGAGGCGCCAGCGCGAGUCCGAGUCGUUCCCCGUCCGCCGCGGCUGCCACCGCCGGGUCGUCUUCGCGCCCCGGCCUCCCGCGCUCCCGCCCUCCCCGCGCCGCGGCCCUCGAUGCGGGGCCGGGCCGCUGCGUGAUGGGGCUGCGGAGCGGCGCCCUGUGGCUCGCGGCUGCCGCUGCUCGCGCUGAGGAGCGUCGGUGUCGGGCCCCCCGCGCCCCCGCGCGCCGCGGCGCCUGCUGACCCGGCCCGUCCGUCCGCCCGUCGGUCCGCAGCGCGGCUGAGGAAACUUGAACAUAACUUCAAAAGAAGAUUUGAUUCUUUCUUUCUGGACUGCAUAUAUAUACAUAUAUACAUAGCAAGACCAUCAGAAUGUCGGGAGCCUCAGUGAAGGUGGCUGUGCGGGUUCGGCCCUUCAAUUCUCGGGAGACCAGCAAGGAGUCCAAGUGCAUCAUUCAGAUGCAAGGCAACUCGACCAGUAUUAUUAACCCAAAGAACCCAAAGGAAGCUCCAAAGUCCUUUAGUUUUGACUACUCCUACUGGUCUCACACCUCGCCUGAAGAUCCCUGUUUUGCAUCUCAAAACCGUGUGUACAAUGACAUUGGAAAGGAAAUGCUCUUACAUGCCUUUGAGGGAUAUAAUGUCUGUAUUUUUGCCUAUGGGCAGACUGGUGCUGGGAAAUCUUAUACAAUGAUGGGUAAACAAGAAGAAAGCCAGGCUGGCAUCAUUCCACAGUUAUGUGAAGAACUAUUUGAGAAAAUCAAUGACAACUGUAAUGAAGAAAUGUCUUAUUCUGUAGAGGUGAGCUACAUGGAAAUUUACUGUGAAAGAGUACGAGACCUGCUGAAUCCAAAAAACAAGGGUCAUUUGCGUGUGCGCGAACACCCACUUCUUGGCCCAUAUGUGGAGGAUCUGUCCAAGCUGGCAGUCACUUCCUACACAGACAUUGCUGACCUCAUGGAUGCUGGGAACAAAGCCAGGACGGUGGCGGCUACCAACAUGAAUGAAACAAGUAGCCGUUCCCAUGCUGUGUUUACCAUUGUUUUCACCCAGAAAAAACAUGAUACUGAGACCAACCUUUCCACUGAGAAGGUUAGUAAAAUCAGCUUGGUGGAUCUGGCGGGCAGCGAGCGAGCCGACUCAACUGGCGCCAAAGGGACGCGAUUGAAGGAAGGAGCGAAUAUUAAUAAGUCUCUCACAACUCUGGGCAAAGUCAUUUCAGCCUUGGCAGAGGUGGACAACUGCACCAGCAAGAGUAAGAAGAAGAAGAAGACUGAUUUUAUUCCUUACAGGGAUUCUGUACUUACUUGGCUCCUUCGAGAAAAUCUAGGUGGAAAUUCUCGAACUGCAAUGGUUGCUGCUCUGAGCCCAGCAGAUAUCAACUAUGACGAAACUUUGAGCACUCUGAGAUAUGCAGACCGUGCAAAACAAAUUAAGUGCAACGCUGUUAUCAAUGAGGACCCCAACGCCAAACUGGUCCGCGAAUUGAAGGAGGAGGUGACGCGGCUGAAGGACCUUCUCCGUGCUCAGGGCCUGGGAGAUAUUAUUGAUAUUGAUCCAUUGAUCGAUGAUUACUCUGGAAGCGGAGGCAAAUAUCUGAAAGAUUUUCAGAACAAUAAGCAUAGGUACUUGCUAGCCUCUGAGAAUCAACGCCCUGGCAAUUUUUCCACAGCAUCCAUGGGGUCUCUUACUUCAUCUCCAUCUUCCUGCUCACUCAAUAGUCAGGUGGGCUUACCAUCUGUCACCAGUAUUCAGGAGAGGAUCAUGUCUACACCUGGAGGAGAGGAAGCCAUUGAACGUCUAAAGGAAUCGGAGAAGAUCAUUGCUGAGCUGAAUGAGACCUGGGAAGAGAAACUGCGUAAAACAGAAGCCAUCAGAAUGGAGAGGGAGGCCUUGUUGGCUGAGAUGGGAGUGGCCAUUCGGGAAGAUGGAGGAACACUGGGAGUUUUUUCACCUAAGAAGACCCCACAUCUUGUUAACCUCAAUGAGGACCCACUAAUGUCCGAAUGCCUGCUUUAUUACAUCAAAGAUGGAAUUACAAGGGUUGGCCAAGCAGAUGCUGAGCGGCGCCAGGACAUCGUGCUGAGUGGGGCUCACAUUCAGGAAGAGCAUUGUAUCUUCCGGAGCGAGAGAAACAACAGUGGAGAUGUUAUUGUGACCCUUGAGCCCUGUGAACGCUCAGAAACCUAUGUCAAUGGCAAGAGGGUGGCCCAGCCUGUUCAGCUACGCUCAGGAAACCGUAUCAUCAUGGGUAAAAACCAUGUGUUUCGUUUCAACCACCCGGAGCAAGCACGGGCAGAGCGGGAGAAGACUCCUUCUGCUGAGACCCCCUCUGAGCCUGUGGACUGGACGUUUGCCCAGAGAGAACUUCUGGAAAAACAAGGGAUUGAUAUGAAGCAGGAGAUGGAGAAAAGACUACAGGAGAUGGAGAUCCUAUACAAAAAGGAGAAAGAAGAAGCAGAUCUUCUCUUGGAGCAGCAGAGACUGGACUAUGAGAGUAAGUUGCAGGCCUUGCAGAAGCAGGUUGAGACCCGCUCCCUCGCUGCUGAGACAACAGAAGAGGAGGAAGAAGAGGAAGAAGCUGCUUGGACACAGCAUGAAUUUGAGCUGGCCCAGUGGGCCUUCCGGAAGUGGAAGUCUCACCAGUUUACUUCAUUAAGGGACUUACUCUGGGGCAAUGCUGUUUACCUGAAGGAGGCCAACGCCAUCAGUGUGGAACUGAAGAAGAAGGUGCAGUUCCAGUUUGUCCUGCUGACGGACACAUUGUACUCCCCUUUGCCUCCGGAAUUACUUCCCACUGAGAUGGAGAAAACUCAUGAAGACAGGCCUUUCCCUCGUACUGUGGUGGCUGUAGAGGUCCAGGAUCUGAAGAAUGGAGCAACGCAUUAUUGGUCUUUGGAGAAACUCAAGCAGAGGCUGGAUUUGAUGCGCGAGAUGUAUGACAGGGCAGGUGAGGUGGCCUCCGGCAGCCAGGAUGAAAGCGAAGCCACCGUGACCGGCAGUGAUCCCUUUUAUGAUCGGUUCCAUUGGUUCAAACUGGUCGGAAGCUCCCCCAUUUUCCACGGCUGUGUGAAUGAGCGCCUUGCUGACCGCACACCCUCCCCCACUUUUUCCACGGCCGAUUCCGACAUCACUGAGCUGGCUGACGAACAGCAAGAUGAAAUGGAGGAUUUUGAUGAUGAGGCAUUCGUGGAUGACACCGGCUCUGACGCAGGGACGGAGGAGGGAUCAGAUCUCUUCAGUGACGGGCAUGACCCGUUUUACGACCGAUCCCCAUGGUUCAUUUUAGUGGGAAGGGCAUUUGUUUACCUGAGCAACCUGCUGUACCCGGUGCCCCUGAUUCACAGGGUAGCCAUCGUCAGCGAGAAAGGUGAAGUGCGGGGGUUUCUGCGUGUGGCCGUGCAGGCCAUUGCAGCGGAUGAAGAAGCUCCUGAUUAUGGUUCUGGGAUUCGACAGUCAGGAACAGCUAAAAUAUCUUUUGAUAACGAGUACUUUAAUCAGAAUGACUUUUCUUCAGUUGCAAUGACUCGUUCUGGUCUGUCCUUGGAGGAACUGAGGAUUGUAGAAGGACAGGGUCAGAGUUCUGAGGUCACCACUCCUCCGGAAGAAAUCAAUCGAAUGAAUGACUUGGAUUUGAAGUCGGGCACUUUGCUGGAUGGUAAGAUGGUCAUGGAAGGGUUUUCUGAAGAGAUCGGCCACCACCUGAAACUGGGCAGCGCCUUCACUUUCCGAGUAACUGUGCUGCAGGCCAGCGGGAUCCUCCCGGAGUAUGCGGAUAUCUUCUGUCAGUUCAACUUUUUGCAUCGUCAUGAUGAAGCAUUCUCCACUGAACCCCUCAAAAACAACGGCAGAGGAAGUCCUCUGGGCUUCUAUCACGUGCAGAACAUUGCGGUGGAGGUCACCGAAUCGUUUGUGGAAUAUAUCAAAACCAAGCCGAUAGUAUUUGAAGUGUUCGGGCAUUAUCAGCAGCACCCGCUUCAUCUGCAAGGACAGGAGCUGAACAGCCCACCUCAGCCAUCUCGCCGCUUCUUCCCUCCACCCAUGCCACUCUCCAAGCCAGUUCCAGCCACCAAAUUAAACACCAUGAGCAAAACCAGCCUUGGCCAGAGCAUGAGCAAGUACGAUCUUCUGGUUUGGUUUGAGAUCAGUGAACUGGAGCCUACAGGAGAGUACAUCCCAGCUGUGGUCGACCACACAGCAGGCUUGCCCUGCCAGGGGACGUUUCUGCUUCAUCAGGGCAUCCAGCGAAGGGUCACAGUGACCAUCAUCCACGAGAAGGGGAGUGAACUCCAUUGGAAGGAUGUUCGUGAGCUGGUGGUAGGCCGGAUCAGGAAUAAGGCUGAGGUGGAUGAGGUUGCGGUGGAUGCCAUCCUCUCUCUAAAUAUUAUCUCUGCCAAGUACCUGAAGUCCUCCCACAACUCCAGCAGGACCUUCUACCGUUUCGAGGCCGUGUGGGACAGCUCCCUCCAUAACUCUCUCCUUCUGAACCGAGUGACGCCCUAUGGGGAAAAGAUCUACAUGACCUUGUCAGCAUACCUAGAGCUGGAUCACUGCAUCCAGCCGGCGGUCAUCACCAAGGACGUGUGCAUGGUCUUCUACUCCCGGGACGCCAAGAUCUCACCGCCACGCUCUCUGCGCAGCCUCUUUGGCAGUGGCUACUCGAAGUCACCAGACUCCAAUCGAGUCACUGGAAUUUAUGAACUCAGUUUAUGCAAAAUGGCGGACACGGGCAGUCCAGGCAUGCAGAGGAGAAGAAGAAAAAUCUUGGAUACAUCAGUGGCAUAUGUGCGAGGAGAAGAGAACUUAGCAGGCUGGCGGCCCCGUGGGGACAGUCUCAUUCUUGAGCACCAGUGGGAGUUAGAGAAGCUGGAGCUCCUUCACGAGGUAGAGAAAACUCGCCACUUCCUGCUGCUUCGUGAGAGACUUGGUGACAGCAUCCCCAGAUCCCUGAGUGACUCGUUGUCCCCCAGCCUCAGCAGCGGGACUCUCAGCACCUCCACCAGCAUCUCCUCUCAGAUCUCUACCACCACCUUUGAAAGCGCCAUCACCCCCAGUGAGAGUAGCGGCUAUGAUUCGGCGGACAUUGAAAGCCUGGUGGACCGAGAGAAGGAGCUGGCUACCAAGUGCCUGCAACUCCUCACCCACACUUUCAACCGGGAGCUCAGCCAGGUACACAGCAGCAUCAGUGACUGCAAGUUGUCUGAUAUCUCUCCUAUCGGACGGGAUCCCUCCGUGUCCAGUUUCAGCAGCGCGACCCUCACUCCUUCCUCCACCUGCCCUUCUCUGGUAGAUGCCAGAAGCAACUCUCUGGAGCAGAAGACCCCAGAAGCCAAUUCCCGGGCCUCUAGUCCCUGCACAGAAUUUGAACAGUUUCAGAUUGUCCCAACUGUGGAAACACCCUAUUUGGCCCGAGCAGGAAAAAAUGAAUUUCUCAAUCUUGUUCCAGAUAUUGAGGAAAUCAGACCAGGCUCCGUGGUCUCUAAGAAAGGGUACCUGCACUUCAAGGAGCCACUUUACAGCAACUGGGCUAAGCAUUUUGUCGUGGUCCGUCGGCCUUAUGUCUUCAUCUACAACAGCGACAAAGACCCCGUGGAGCGUGGCGUCAUUAACCUGUCCACGGCUCAGGUGGAGUACAGCGAGGACCAGCAGGCCAUGGUGAAGACACCCAACAUCUUUGCCGUGUGCACAAAGCAUCGUGGGGUCCUCUUACAGGCUCUCAACGACAAAGACAUGAACGACUGGUUGUAUGCCUUUAACCCACUCCUCGCUGGCACAAUACGGUCAAAACUCUCCCGCAGAUGCCCCAGCGAGCCGAAGGACUAAGUGACUGAGCCGAGCAGCCACACUCGCCUGUGAGAGAUAAAGAAAGUGUUGCCUCUCACUUCUCUCUGUGAUUCUUGAUGGCCCCUCUCGCGUGUAAGCCUGUGGAAUAACCGCUUUCCCUCCUGUCAACACUCUCUAGCUCUCCGUGCCCCCGUCUCCAUUGCUCUGUACCCUUCUCUUUUUUCUUGUGCUGAGAAUCUUGGUCAUAGCAUGUGGCCUAACAAAAGGGAGAAAAACAAACAAAAAAACAAAAACAACCCAGAGGGGAUCCAGUGAAUCUCCAUAUUAUUUUGUCGUGUCUUUUGGCUUCCUUUUGUAUAAUAGGUCCCCAUUAUGACCACCUGUGAUGUCUGUACUGCUGUCUUUGGAUAUCUUUGUCUGUUUCUUAAGACCACAUAAUACUUCUUUUCCUUUUCUCUA
Lontra canadensis (Northern American river otter) is the source of this 6286-nucleotide messenger RNA. It is a transcript of the gene KIF1B, whose product is annotated as kinesin family member 1B. Gene Ontology annotation, molecular function: microtubule binding; ATP binding; microtubule motor activity. Lineage: Eukaryota; Metazoa; Chordata; Mammalia; Carnivora; Mustelidae. Gene Ontology annotation, biological process: microtubule-based movement. Bases 416 to 5866 code for a protein of 1816 amino acids. The transcript is spliced from 49 exons. The record is from RefSeq and is a predicted model, not a curated record.